Messenger RNA from Suillus fuscotomentosus, 801 nucleotides. RefSeq lists its product as uncharacterized. The transcript is spliced from 7 exons. NCBI's taxonomy places the organism in Eukaryota, Fungi, Basidiomycota, Agaricomycetes, Boletales, Suillaceae. The coding region runs from base 1 to 801 and encodes 266 amino acids. The record is from RefSeq and is a predicted model, not a curated record. Gene Ontology annotation, molecular function: GTPase activity.
AUGUGUCACACAUUAGUGGUUUACUUUUCCAUCACUAGGGCUGGCAAGUCCACCUUCGUGCAGCGCAUUACCUCCUACCUCCACUCGCAAAAUCCUCAACAACCGCCAUACAUCCUAAACCUUGACCCAGCGGUUACUCAUGUGCCAUUUGAGGCCAACAUUGAUAUCCGGGAUACUGUAAACUACAAAGAAGUCAUGAAACAGUAUAACCUAGGACCGAACGGUGGCAUUUUGACUGCCUUGAAUCUUUUUACGACGAAAUUUGACCAGGUUCUGGAGUUGAUCGAGAAACGGGCUGAGACAGUCGAUCACAUAAUUCUUGACACUCCGGGGCAAAUUGAGAGUUUUACUUGGUCAGCAUCUGGUGCUAUCAUCACGAAUGCCGUUGCUUCCUCGUUUCCCACUGUGGUGGCAUACAUCAUCGACACCCCACGGACGACAGCUCCAGUGACAUUCAUGUCUAACAUGCUGUAUGCCUGCAGUUUGAUGAAUAGCGUGAGUCUCGUUUUGGACGAAUUCUACAAACACCUCAAGGCUGUCAGCGUCUCAAGUACAACAGGUGCCGGUAUCAAGGAAUUUUCGAUGCGUGAAUAUCUCCCAGAACUUGAACGCGCCCGCGUGGCACGGGAAAACUCACUGCAGGAUAUAAAAGAGGACUCAAUAAAUCGCCUGAUGAAAGAUCUUGCCGUUGAUCGUGCAGCAAAUCCCAAGGCAGCCGCAGAAGACCGCUGGGCGUCGGACGAGGAAGAUGUCGAUGAUGACGACGAGCUGGAAGUCAACCUGAUCGAUCGGAGUGAGUGA